Molecule: messenger RNA, 1008 nt
Organism: Fonsecaea erecta
Lineage: Eukaryota; Fungi; Ascomycota; Eurotiomycetes; Chaetothyriales; Herpotrichiellaceae
Exons: 2
Coding region: 1-1008 (335 amino acids)
Source: RefSeq, a predicted model, not a curated record
AUGGCGGAGCCGAUCACGUUCGUGAUCACGUUCGUGGACAUCUUGAUGGUGGUGUUCACCAGUGCAAGUGCAACAGGUCCUUGGCGCACUCAUGAUCCUGCACACGGUCACGGCAGCAGCAUCUUCAGAAUGUACUCCACGUGGAGCUUCGACAACUCGAGGAUCAGCUCGACCAAGCCCAAGACCUCGACCGGGCACGCGCAGCAGGAGAGGGACAUGAGGACCAACGCCAUCGAGCUCAUUCUAUCCGUCAUGUUCAGUCAGAGAGGGGUUCCGUUGCUGGACUCGUUCACGGUCACGAGAGUGGGCGCGUUCAGAAGGGUCAUGGACUUCAAUCCGGUCGUGGAGGGGCACGAGCGUAAGUUCAUGUCGUUGGUCAGGUGGGGGUGCCCCGACAUCGUGGCGACCCUGUGGACGAUCGAGCCGGUGGUGUCGAGCACCAUCAUCAGGGGCAACAGCAUCGACGUCAGUUUCGCGCACGACACGUACUCCGCGGAGCUGGAGUGCAUCGAGCCGAUGUCCAUGACCACGCACACGACCAGCGUCAAGCCCGGCAACGAGAUCUGGGGCAGGUGGGCGGGAUGGUUGGUCUGGCGCGCGUCCAGGGACCAGGGCUGGCUCGACGCCGUGUGCUCGAGCUGCAACGCCUCCUCGUCCCUGUUCGCGGUCAGCCUGCACAGGCCGAACGCUAACGUGAUCCACUUGGUCAUGGACCCCGAGACCAUCAACAUCCUCGCGAUCCACCCCUGGAACAUGGCGACGAGCAUGAACGUGACCGCCACCAUGUCCGCGGGCUUCUCCACGAGGAUGAUCAUCCAGCCGGCCAUGCGCAUCGGCAGGAAUACGUCCCUACGCUUGUUCGGCAACGGGUCCAUGCACUUCUGCAGCUCGCCGAACGACAUCGAGCUUCUGUACUCGGCCGCGUACAGGAUCGUUAAGAGGGUCCUGGAGACGGACACGCGCUCGUUCUUGUCCAGCAUGAGGAUCAUAAGGUCGAGCAUGGUCUAG